GUACGUUGGUGUGCGGUAACGGGACGGUCAGCUCCUCCGUCUCUUCUGUUGCCAUGGUGGCGAUCCCCGACUGUGUUGACAACGCAACGCAGACUGACAUCAGUUUCCAGAACACUCUAACCCUGGGGAGAAGCAGGGGUCACCAUCACCACCACCACCAGGGUCAGGGAGGCUCCUCCUCUCCCCCACCACCUCCUCCAUCGCCUCCCCUCCCUCACCUGGCAGUGCCGUACGAGAUCAAUGAGUUGUACGUUCUGACUCAUGAAUACAACGACCCCAAUGAUUACUUUGAUGUAUCCAACCACGAGGUGGACAGGCAGGAUGACCUGGAAUAUGAGGAGGUGGAGCUGUACAAGUCCAGCCAGCAGGAGAAGCUGGGUCUGACGGUCUGCUACUACAGGACGGACGAUGAGGAGGAUCUCGGCAUUUAUGUUGGCGAGGUUAAUCCGAACAGCAUCGCAGCCAAGAACGGACGCAUCAGAGAGGGCGAUCGAAUACUGCAGAUUAACGGCGUGGAUAUUCAGAACAGAGAGGAGGCUGUGGCCAUUUUGACCCGAGAGGACAGCAUCAACUUCUCCCUGCUGCUGGCCAGGCCCGACAUAGAGUCUGUCCUGGUGUUAGGAGGACAUGGAGCUGACUCUAGAGGAGCAGACUUUCCUUCAAACCCACGCACUUCAUGCUCUCUCAACUCCUCUCAUAUUUCUGCCUACUACCGCCUCCACCAAGGAGGAGAAGGCAGUUCAUCCUGUCCUGUUGGAGGAGCAGGGGGAGGCAAAGAAGGUGAGGUGGAAGAUGAAGAGGAUGAAGAAGGAGAGGAUGGCGAGCGAGGAGAGAAGGACGACAAAGAGCCACCGGUCCCCCUCCCUCCUCUGCUGAACUUGGCACCUCUGCUGUCCAACAGCCAGGAGCUGGACAGCGGGGUGGGUCGGACAGAUGACAGCACCCGCUAUGAGGAUACAUCUGAACAUGACCUGCUGGGUGAUCAGACCAGUGCCUGUAACACCAACACCACCAACACACCAGGCAGCACCAGGAAGUUCAGACCUGGACCGAGCCCCAGGCCAAGUCCUAGACCCAGUCCUGGCCUCGGGCCCAGCCCUAGGCCUAGCCCUAGCCCUGGGCAUGGUCGAGGAGACACCACCCCUCCUUUCCUCCACCUGCGUGAUCUCCAGCUCAGCUCUGACUCUCUCCCAGGUCUGGACUGGGCAGCUGGAGGAGGAACAGCAGGAGCAGCGUACAGUCCCCACCACCAUCACCACCAUAAGCAUUACCACCACCAUCACCAGCCUCUGACAAUGACCAUGAUGAUGCCGGGCCUGACGGAGGAGGAGUGCCAGCGUUACCAAGAGCUGUUAGAGAUCAAGUAUCAAUAUGAGAGACAUUUGGAAAGAUGCAGGAGAGAGCUGGAAAAGGAAACCACUGAAGCAGAAGUUAAAGGCCGAGAGGACGGCGACGAGGCAGCGGAGGAAGCUGAAGGCACAGCUUCUGAAUCGGUAGUGGACGUGAACAGCAAAGAGAUGCUAAGUGAGCACGAGUUGGCGCUGAUCGAGGAGGAGCUGCGCCACCUGGAGUUUAAGUGCCGCAAUGUUCUCCGAGCGCAAAAGAUGCAGCAGCUCAGAGAGAGAUGUCUGAAAGCCUGGAUGAUGGAGGAGGAGACGGUGGCGGAUUUGGAUAACGAGGACAAUGACGAUCCUCAUCACCACGAGUUGUCAGCCAUCAACGAACUCCCGGAGCGCGAGCGAUCGGACGACAAAGACAGCACCAGUGCCUACAACACCGGAGGGGAAAGCUGCCGGAGCACGCCAUUGGUCAGCACGGAGCAGAUCCCGCCUCUUCAGGAGGAUGAAGAUGAAGGAGGCAGACGCCUGACCUCUCCACCUCCCCUCCUCCCCCUCAGUCGCCUCCCCCCUCUAAACUCCCCUCUCACGCCUCGACGUCACAGGAGGGACCGAGACAGAGAGCGGCGUCACUCAAACCUCAGCUGCUCCUUCUCCCCGAGCACCUACAGGAAGUACGAAACCUCCAAUGGAAACUUUGCAAAUGGCUCAAACUCCACCCCCUCUACGCCUUCAAAGUUCAGAUCUCUGACCAGAGAAACGGGAUCAGCUUCUAGAAGGGGUAUGGCUGAUGGAGGGCGGAGCUCCAGAGCAGGUGGAGCCACCUACAGGCCUGAAGGCGGAAGUGCAGAGUCGAGCCCCUAUUUCACCCGGAGGCAGCACAGCCACAGCAAACCGUUAGAACGCUAUCAGAGCUGCAUGACCCUGCCCUCCGAAGGUCUGGUGGAUCCCCUGGACCGAGUGAGAGACAGAGCCAGGGCAGAGGGGGGGGAGAGGGGGGUAGCCACAGGCAGCAGUGGGCCGGCAAGCCCGAGGAUUGUGAACAGCGCCCCCUGUGGUCUGGAGGACCACCAUGCAGGUGCCUCACGGUUAGGACUGGCCUUACCUCUUGGACUGACGCAUUCAUCACCAAACGCGUCUCCACAGCGCAUGGAGUGGAAGGUAAAGAUUCGCAGCGAUGGGACUCGCUAUGUGGCCAAGCGGCCGGUCAGAGAUCGUCUGCUGAAGGCCAGAGCCAUGAAGAUCCGCGAGGAACGCAGCGGCAUGACGACAGACGAUGAUGCUGCCAGUGAAAUGAAACAGGGUCGAUACUGGAGCAAAGAGGAGAGGAAGCAGCAGCUGCUGAGAGCUCGAGAGUACAGAAGAAGAAGAGAGUUCAUGAUGCAGAGCCGCCUGGACUACAUGAGAGGAGACAGGUACAGGCAUAACUCCCCCAGCAGCAACAUCCUGCAGCUGAGCCAGAAGAAAAUCACAAAGAGGAGGAAUCGUCGCAUUCUCGACAACUGGAUCACCAUCCAGGAGCUGCUGGCUCACGGCUCGAGGUCACCGGAUGGAAAGAAAAUUUACAACCCUCUGCUGUCUGUCACUACUGUGUGAUCUCAACAAGGAGAGGAGGAAAGAGUGAGAUCAAGGAGAUGAUGGAAACACAGUGUGGAUCUGGAAGUGAAGCUCAACGCUCUUUUUAUGUGGAGUUAAAAAUGUAAACACACCAAAAAGAGAGAAACUUUGGAUGGAAAACAAACCUUUUUACUUUAUGACAUCACUUCAAACUCAUUAGAGAUACACGGAAAGACGCACGAGCCUCGAAAGGAAACAGAAACUUCCUGUUCUGGCCUCGGCUCUUAAUCUUCUGCACUGGCCUGGCUGUGACAGUCUGAAAAUAGCACAGGUUUGAUCUCCUGGUCCUUCAACCAGGUGCAAAGUCACAUCGCUGUUAAUUACAGAUGUUUUCUGUGAGUAGCAAAUUUGUGCUUGUGCUAAGAUUUUUCAAUCAAGGAAAAAUGACUAUAAGUGUAAUUUUAAGAGAAAAAAAGGCCAGAAGAAUGGAAGUUUAUGGAGGAUUAAAACUGAAAACAUCACAAAUAAAGGAAGGAAAACAUGAACGUUUUCUUUCACCUUCAUUAUUUUUUGAUAUUCUAGGUUCGACCCCCGUCAGCUGCGUGGGGUCCUCAUGUUUGCUGUGUCUGGUGGCUUCUCUCGGGACUCCAGCUUCCCCUCCACACUGGUCGCAGGUGUGGGGGCUCUCUGUGAUAAACUGGCAGCCAGUUCAGGGUGGACCCUGCUUCUGACCCCGUGGAAGCUCGAAUAGGAACAACAUUCCUGCCACCAUGAACUGGAUGAGCAAUAUUUAUCUGUAUGUGAUAUAUGAUAUCCCUACUUAUCUAUCCAAACGUAUUGUUGUUCAUUCAAAACAAAUCAGUUUGGAAAGAAACAGGAGUGAAAAUUCCAAAACUUUAUAGAUGAAAAAUAAAUAAAUUAAUACAUUUAAAAACAAACUACAUGAAUGAAAUGAUUACAAAAUGAUAAAAAACAAACACUAAAAACUGUAAAAAUUCAUGUAUUUGAAAAGUUUUGGUCCUUCAUGAACUCCUCAGCGUCACGUGUGAAGCAGCGACAAC
Molecule: messenger RNA, 3955 nt
Organism: Oreochromis aureus
Lineage: Eukaryota; Metazoa; Chordata; Actinopteri; Cichliformes; Cichlidae
Product: PDZ domain-containing protein 4-like
Exons: 15
Molecular function (GO): protein binding
Source: RefSeq, a predicted model, not a curated record